UCCUGUAAGGAAAGCACAGACAGGCUGUGUGCUAUCACUGCUGCUUUUACUCUAACAUGAACAUGAAAGUGUUAGUUGCCGUUUUGGUGCUAGCUCUGGCUACAAUUUUUGCUCUAGUCUGUGUUUUGCUGACAAAGAAGGAAAAGAAAGCCACCAGUUGUGUCUACCCUGAACUACCAAUUUCCUCCGAGGGGCCCAACAGAGAACAAAGUGAGGUUUUUGCUGAUCUGACAGCUGAUGAAAUGACUCAGGUGGUGAAGUAUCUCAAGAAGAAUCUCGGGGUGUACCUGGAGGAUGCAUUUCAUGCAAAACCACCAGAUAAUUGCAUUUACUAUGUGGAUGUGUACUUCCCAUCUAAAGCAAAAGUUCUGAGCUUCCUUGAUCGUGGAAGGGAAGAGCCACCUCGGCAGGCACUGGCUGUGGUAUACUUUGGAAGUCAGUCAGAUCCAAACAUUACAGAAUUUGUAGUAGGUCCACUUCCAAAUCCAAUGUACCAUCGAGAUAUUACAGUGCGGAAAUUUGGCAAGAAGGUCCCUUAUUACAGCAGACCCGUGACUGAGAGAGAAUAUAAAGACAUUGACUUGUUCAUUUUCCAUAAGCUCUUCAACACCUCCAACUUCCUCAAAAUGUGCUGCAAUUAUGAGAUGUCUGAUUUAGCUACUCUAACCACAGCUCCAAGAGGAUUUGAGUCUGGUGAAAGAGCCACUUGGUUUGUCCUCUUCCAGAAUGUGAUUGGCAGUGGAUAUUACAUACAUCCUAUUGGCUUGGAGAUGCUGGUGGAUCACAGCAGUCUGAACAUCUCUGAAUGGAAGUUGAGGAAAGUAUUCUAUAAUGGGCAAUAUUACCAGGAUAUGGCCCAUCUGGAAAAAGAGUUCAAGAAUGGACAGGUGAAGGAGGCAAGAAUCAAGAGUAGUCAGCUGCAGAUGGACUAUGCUUCCAGGAAGCGAUUUGAACCAGUAGCUUUUUCAGGCCCGUUUCAAUUUGAGACCCAAGGAAAGCGCUAUACUGUAACUGGCAGCCAUGUUACCUAUCAGUCAUGGAAGUUUACCUUUGGGAUGAAUGUGAACACAGGGCCACGUCUUUUCAAUAUCAGAUUUAAUGAUAAGAGGAUUGUCUAUGAGUUGAGUCUGCAAGAAGCUCUUGCCACUUAUGGUUCCAAUUGUCCUGGAGGAAUGGUGACCAGAUACAUGGAUGGUAGCCUUGGAAUUGGCAAGUUUUCUUAUGAACUAGUCCGGGGUGUGGACUGCCCCUACAUGGCCACCUAUGUGAAUCGGCAUUACCUAAUAGACUCUGACACUCCCAAACUAAACAAGAACUCCUUCUGCAUCUUUGAACAUGACAUGGGUGUCCCUCUGCGUCGCCAUUUUUCCAAUUUUGGCUCUUUUUACUAUGAGGGGUUACCCAAAUAUGCUUUGGUUUUAAGGUCUGUUUCUACCCUCAUUAACUAUGACUAUGUCUGGGAUUUUGUAUUCUAUCAAAAUGGUGCUAUAGAAGUCAAGGUCCAUGCUACAGGAUACAUCAGCUCUUCAUUUUUUAUGGAAGGUGGUACUAAGUAUGGAAACAAGGUUGGGGAGUACACACUUGGAACCAUGCACAACCAUCUGAUAAACUACAAAGUUGACUUGGAUGUAGAAGGAGUCAAGAACUCUUUGGUGGAUCUUGACAUGACAUAUGAAUCUGUGCAGGCCCCUUGGAGCCCAGAGCAUAUAAUCCAGCGACCAAUCCUCACUCAGCAAGUCCUGGACACAGAAGAAAAAGCUGCUUUCCCACUUGAUGGCAAAAUCCCACGGUACCUGCUUUUCAGUUCUAACAAUGAAAACCAGUGGGGCCACAAACAGAGCUAUCGCAUCCAGAUCAUCAGCUUUGCAGGCAAGCACUUACCACAAAGAAGCCCCAUGGAGAAGGCCAUCAGCUGGGGCAGGUACAAGCUGUCUAUCACUAAGCAGAAAGAGGAAGAAUUAACAAGCACCUGCAUCUAUAACCAGAAUGAUCCAUGGGAUCCCCUGGUGACCUUUGCAAACUUCAUAGACAAUGAAACCAUAGUCAAUGAGGAUCUUGUGGCCUGGAUCUCAGUUGGAUUUUUACAUGUGCCACAUGCUGAGGACAUCCCCACUACUGUAACAGUUGGCAACGGAGUAGGCUUCUUACUUCGUCCUUAUAACUAUUUUGAUGUUGAUCCCUCUAGCAGCUCCCUUGACAGCAUCUACUUCAGAGAGGACGAAGAUGCAGGCAAAUGUGAUGUCAACCAAAUUGCUUGCUUGCAACAAACAGUUACAUGUUUUCCCAGCCUACCUCCUUUCACUUACAAUGGCUUUGAAAACUUGACAAAUCCAUAACAAGAAGAAUCCACAUUUAUACUCUGGCUUAACUUUUUUAAAAAUGCAAAGGCUAAAGAAUGACUGGCUUGAGCAUGCCUACUUCCACAUUUCUAUUCUGUCUAUUCUAUUCCUUACUUUUGGCCACCUCUCACUGUUUUCAAUUUGAAGUUAGGAUUUUUUUUUAGACUAAUUCAAUGGAGAAUUUCUGCUUUCAACUGACAAUCAAAUGUUUUACCCAGGCUUUUUACGCAUUAUGGUUUUGAACCUAAUAUUCUAAAUUUUCUAGUAUGUAUAGGUUUUCACUUUAUGGAAAUUAGUGGUGAUCUAAAUUGAGGUAGGAUAUCAUUUGCUUUGCAUAUUAGAGAAAUAAUCCAGCAAGGACUUGCUCAGAUAAAUAAUAAUUAGAAUGCACUAAAUGCUUUCAAAUGAUCAUAGCAAUAUACUGAUUUUUAAAAUCUCCAAGUAUAGAAAGAUGAUUAGUUUAUUAAACUGUAAUUCCAGGCCAAAAGUCUUUAUACCUAUCAUGCAUGUGGACACUAUUUUCAUCCACUUGGAGAAGAAAUUCUUUAAAUUGGGCAAGGGCUUACUAUACCAAAAGUUUUCUCAUUCUCCUACCAGCUCCAACCCCAGCAAUCUUUUUCAGUAUAACACGAAAUGCUUGUUUCCUAUGAUAAUGUCAAUCCCUGUGAAAGAGCAGAGGUGGCGCAGUGGUUAGAGUGCAGUACUGCAGGCCACUUCAGCUGACUGUUAUCUGCAGUUCGGCG
Molecule: messenger RNA, 3082 nt
Organism: Thamnophis sirtalis
Lineage: Eukaryota; Metazoa; Chordata; Lepidosauria; Squamata; Natricidae
Product: amine oxidase copper containing 3
Biological process (GO): amine metabolic process
Cellular component (GO): plasma membrane
Molecular function (GO): quinone binding; copper ion binding; primary methylamine oxidase activity
Source: RefSeq, a predicted model, not a curated record